AUGCGACAAUUUCCCAGAUUAUGGGAAGAAAGCGAACAAGACGCUCGCUAUGUGCAAUACUUCAUCGAGUGUCUCUCCCGGGACAUGUCCAGUUGUGGCAGCGAGUACGCGCCCUGGCGACCUCUCAUGAUCCAAGCCAUGCACCAGGAGAUUGCUAUCCGUCGAGGUGUUGUCGCUCUUAGCGCGCUCAUGCAGGAACGACUGGCGAAUGGCUCAGUGGGGAUACAUGGGUUUAAUACACCCCCUCGGAGCGGUCGGUAUCUUUUCGGGCUGAAGAAGUAUGGCAGAGCGUUGGCUUCCUUGCAGGGAUUAGUCAAGGAUAUGGGGAACGACAAAUAUCUUACCCAGGUAGCCCUGCUCUGUGGGAUCGUCUGUAUAUGGUUCGAGAUUCUCAUGCGGGAUUAUCUUGCCGGGUUGAGUCACCUGGAGAUGUGUUUGAAGAUUGUCCUAAAUGCAGGCCCUUUGGGAAAUAUCGACUCAGACAUCCAACGAGCAUAUGCGCGAAUGGACAUGCAAGCAUCGCUGUAUGUCGGGAUUCGUGCCCCCGUCACCGUCCGCGAAGAAAUGUCCCCGAUUCCCUACGUCUUCGACUCUUUCAACCAGGCCGAAACCUGCCUGAUGGAGGAGUACGCUCGAGUCAUCCACUUUUACCGUAAUGGAGGCAACUUCUACCGUACCCAUCAAUCAGAUGGCGUUCCGCUGGAGCUGGUCGCGUACACACAGACCCUGCAGACGCGUCUAGAGCUCUGGAAGUCGGCAUUCGGGUACUCUUAUUCGUGUCAGAAGGCGCAGGGCAGUCCGCAGACUUCUGCGCGCGCUUCUCUUCUGCUCAUCCAGUAUUACGUCGCACUAGUAACUGCAUCUACAUCCGUCUAUGCCGAGGAAACGCUAUAUGAUCGGUUCGUGUAUGCGUUCAAGCGGAUUCUAUCCCUGGUGAGAACAUCCAACGCCUGCCAACAGAGCGCAGCUGCGAGUUUGCUCGUCGGGGUUCCCAUGAAGAUGGGCGUCAUAUACCCGUUGUAUUUUGUCGCAACCAAAUGUCGAGACUCGGCGGUCCGGCAGGAGGCCAUCGACUUGUUGUCCUCGGCGCCGUAUCCGGAUGUGGUCUGGGAGGCGCCGAUACUGACGGCUGUCUCACGGAGGGCGAAGGAAAUCGAGGAGCUGGGACUAGACGGAAACGGGCCGAUUCCAGAGUUCAAGAGGCUUCAUGGCCUCGGGUGGGCGAUAGAUUAUGAAACUCGCCAAGUGAGUGUGGAAUUCCGUAGACGAUCCAACGGAAUGGACGGCGAGUGGGACGAAUGGAAGGAAUGCCUUAGCUGGUAG
Aspergillus fischeri NRRL 181 is the source of this 1323-nucleotide messenger RNA. RefSeq lists its product as uncharacterized. The transcript has a single exon. Lineage: Eukaryota; Fungi; Ascomycota; Eurotiomycetes; Eurotiales; Aspergillaceae. The record is from RefSeq and is a predicted model, not a curated record. The coding region runs from base 1 to 1323 and encodes 440 amino acids.